AUGAAUUACAAUGUUCCUUCGUCUCCCGGGUGUACGCCGCCUUCUUCACCAUGCAAAUCACAAACAGAGUCGCCAGAGGACCCGCCGCUUCUCCUUAGUGCUGCUGAAUUGCGCUCUGUUAGCUCACAUGCUCAACUUGCACAAACUGCAAACGGUGUACGUAUGCUCACCAAAAACCUUGCCACUGCAACGAUCCAGCUCCACGUGCGGGCUAUCAUGAUCGUCACCAAACCUCGAGACAACUCACUUGUGUACUUGACACGUGAAAUUGUGGAAUGGCUCUUACGGCGGGGCGAUAUUACAGUCUAUGUGGAUUCCCACUUAAAAGACCUGCCCCGUUUCGCUUGCUCACAUCCUCGCUUGCUCUACUGGACCAAUCGGUUAGCUCGACGUAACCCUGAGAAAUUUGACCUUGUGCUCACUUUGGGCGGUGACGGUACUGUUCUUCAUGUUCUGAAGUUGUUUCAGCGAGUGGUACCACCUGUGAUGGCCUUCGCCCUUGGCCUGUUAGGUUUCCUCACAAACUUCCGCUUUGAGCACUUCCGUCGCCGCAUGGCUACUGUUCUCGAUGCGGGUGUCAAGGCUUACAUGCGUAUGCGUUUCACAUGCCGGGUUCAUGCAGCAGAUGGGCUGGUGAUACGCGAACAACAGGUUUUGAACGAGUUGGUAGUGGAUCGCGGCCCUUCCCCAUAUGUCACGAAUCUAGAGUUAUAUGGCGAUGGCCUGCUUCUCACAGUGGCCCAGGCAGAUGGGCCUAAUCAUCGCCACACCGACAGGUUCCACUGCUUAUCUGCUUUCAGCAGGUGGACUGCUUGUCCACCCUGCGGUUAG
Clavispora lusitaniae ATCC 42720 is the source of this 831-nucleotide messenger RNA. Its product is annotated as NADH/NAD(+) kinase. NCBI's taxonomy places the organism in Eukaryota, Fungi, Ascomycota, Pichiomycetes, Serinales, Metschnikowiaceae. The record is from RefSeq and is a predicted model, not a curated record. Gene Ontology annotation, molecular function: NAD+ kinase activity. Gene Ontology annotation, biological process: NADP+ biosynthetic process; NAD+ metabolic process.